UGGUGAUGGAAUGUGUGCGAUGCUUUGGUGCCCUUGACUUCCGUAUCGCUCUCGCAGCGCACCACUCACUUGCCAAGAGAGUGUGCGCGAGUGAAUGGUGUGUGCAUCGCAGCCAAGACGGUGGCAGGAACAGACGGGCAGAUAGAUUGAGAGGGGCGGCUGAAGCACGACGAGAAAAGAGCAGCGAUGCCAUCCACAUCGAAAACAGCAGCUGUCGGGAAGGUGCUGCUGGUGGCAGUUGCGGUGGUGUUGACGAGUGUGUUGGUGAGCACGCGAGCCGUGCGGGCAGCAGGAGAUACAACAACAAAAGACGGUGCUGCACUGCCUGGCAGCGAAAAUGCCGAGGAGUACCAGCCAGGCCUUGCGUCGGCAAAGCUACGCGCAAGAGGCGUUCACAUCGGCUCCCCACUUCAUCAGGAAGAGCAGCAACAGAAGCACAAGCACCACCAGCAAGGCAGUGCGCGAGUGCUCGACAAGGAAACGCGCAUGGCGCAGGGGGAACAGAACUGCGUUGUGUCAGACUGGGUGGAUGUCAGCGCCUGCACCCACGCUUGUGGCGGGGGCACACAACAGCAAAUGAGAGAAGUGAUUGCACCUCCCUCCGAGAACGGCCGACCAUGCCCAGCGCUGGUCCGCAAGGUCGUAUGCAACGAAAACCCGUGCGAUGAUGACGGGAAUGCUGAGGCACAGUCUGUGGACUGUGUCCUCAGUGAAUGGGAGAACAUUGGUGGGUGCUCUCAACCGUGCAACCGUGGCACCCAGCGACAAGGCCGCAAGGUUCUGAGACCUGCGUCCAAUGGUGGCGCAGAGUGUGGUCCAACAACACGCACCGUGGUGUGCAACCCUUUCCCGUGCAAAGAGGACGGUGAUGCUAUGAUUGACAUUGACCCAAACGCGGCUGCAGCCUACGAUGUGGAUUGUGUCGUUGGGCCGUGGCGACAGCAGCAAGCGUGCACCAAAGCGUGUGGUGGCGGCGUGCGUAUCAUGCGGCGCGACGUUGUGAUUGAACCAGCUGGCAACGGUGCCGCCUGUCCCCCACUCCUCAACAUUCUCCCCUGCAACACGCACGAAUGCGCACGGUCCCGCCGUGCAGCUCUCCGGCAGCGCCAAAGUGCACCGUCAUCCGAACAGCCAGCAAAGUUCAGGGGCACACAGCCGCUGUGUACAGAUGCUCCCCACACGCCAGAGCGCGAUAUUGUUGAGUGUGAAAACAUGCCCACUGGAAGCACAUGCGAAUUCGACGCGCCAUCCAUCCACUCAACCUGCCAGAUGACAUGCACAGAUGGGCUGUGGUCACCAAUGCGAUGCACGGCGUGGAACGAUGGGGCGCGCCCGCGACAGAGAAGGCAGCGAGCAGCCGGCACAGCACACCAUGACUCACGCCACCACGAUCAACAAGCGCAACAACAACAGCAGCAGCGUCAAGAGCAGGAGGAGAUCCGUGGCCGCACAGGUGAUGGCAACGCUGAUCAUGAACAGGCUGCGUUCGUCUCCAAUAUGGUGUUGAUUGGCGGUGGCAUUGCCGCAGCGGUGGCCAUGGCAGGUGCUGCAGGCCUCGUACUGUAUCGAACCGUCACCACCACAUGGGCGUCAUCGUCGCAGUCAACAGCAACAACAGCAGCCACAGCAGCAACACAAGAGCACACGACCGCGCAAAAUACCACAACUGCCGCUGCUGCAAUUCGGCUCGCGCGCCUCCGCGUCAAGCGGCGUCGGUCAGACCCGCUCAUCAUGGAGGAACAGCAGCAACAGCAACAACAGCAGCAGCGUGGUGGCAGUAGCGGUGGUGUGCUGUCUGUACCACCCACGCUGCCAGUUAUCCAUGAGAGCGAUGAGGAAGGCGAGAUUGAGGGUGAAUGCGGCCGCAUCACCCCAACAAUGACGGAUCAGCAUGUCAUCCGUCGCCACGCGUUUGAGCGCAGAGAGUCGUUGCUUGCAGGCAUUCCACGCCCAUCGCCAACACUCCAAUAAAUGACCGCUGAGAAGCGAGAAAAGCGAGAGAAGGUGCUUUGGUGUUCGGUUGUGUGUGCGCCCAAGAAUUAACGUUACAAUACCCCUGCACAUCUGCUACUUUGUUCGAUCUCACUGUGUCCUUUCAGUAAUACACAAUGUCACUC
This is a messenger RNA of Salpingoeca rosetta, 2117 nucleotides long. RefSeq lists its product as uncharacterized. The coding region runs from base 187 to 1971 and encodes 594 amino acids. The record is from RefSeq and is a predicted model, not a curated record. The transcript has 7 exons. NCBI's taxonomy places the organism in Eukaryota, Choanoflagellata, Craspedida, Salpingoecidae.